This is a messenger RNA of Penicillium longicatenatum, 798 nucleotides long. RefSeq lists its product as uncharacterized. NCBI's taxonomy places the organism in Eukaryota, Fungi, Ascomycota, Eurotiomycetes, Eurotiales, Aspergillaceae. The transcript has 3 exons. The record is from RefSeq and is a predicted model, not a curated record. Bases 1 to 798 code for a protein of 265 amino acids.
AUGAUGGGCAAACUUCGGGAGUCUCUGGCUGGUCCAGGGUAUAUCAUCCUGAACGUUGUUCGCGCUUUCAAUAUCGUUGUUUUCCUCGACAUAAUUGCUGCCUGUGUUGUCAUGCUGGUGAAGACCAAGACGACAAAUGGCUUUUUCUUUUUUCAAGCGGUUACCCAUGCGGUGGUGGCACUUAUCAGCAUUUUCCUGAUCAUCUCCGAGCUUCCUAUCCUUCGAGGCUACUUCAAUCGCUCGUGGCCUCUAUUCGGCGAGGAUGCCGGAUUCUUCACCCUGGCAGCAAUCAUGAUGAUUCUUGGAGUCGCAACGUUGGGCAACCUGAACAUAGCCACCAUGAGCCAAAAGUCCCUGGGGCUAUCAUUCUGGCGGAUUGUCAUCUCCGCCGGCGUCCUAGCUAUGGUAAUGAGUGUGAUCAACCUUCUGACGACAUUCAUCUUCACCGAUCGUCAAGCGGGCGUCAGCGCACGUCAUAUCCGGGCAUACGGUGCAGUGGCUCCGCAAAAGGUGGUGAGUCGAACCAGCAGCCGCCGCUCAUUUCAGCUCAGUCUGAAGCGUGAAGACUCCCUCCCAACCUACACCCGCGAACGCGAACCAGCCUUGAAACGGGCCUCGAGACGAUUCACCCAGGCGGCGGGACGGUUCCCCUUGAAGAUUUCAUCACCCCUCAAUUCUAGUAACUUGAGUGCUCCACCUAUCAAUGAUGCCGCUUCGUCCAAGUACUCGCGGGAUUCGAAUGAGGUUCGGAUGCCUGAUCCUGCGCAUCACCCGGCUAUGUACUCGGGGCAUGUUUAG